AUUCGCAGCCAAGCCGACGCAGCAGCAUGGACAACAAGUUCAUCCCGCAGGCCAUCGCGCUCGUGACGCAGGCGAUCCAGGAAGACACCAACAAGAACUACGAAGCUGCGUUCAAGCUCUACAAGCAGUCGCUCGAGCACUUUAUGAUCGGCGUCAAAUAUGAGAAGAACCCGACGUCCAAAGAGAUCAUCAUGAAGCGCGUCGAGGGCUACAUGUCCCGCGCCGAACAGCUGCGCGAGAUGCUCGAGGGCGCGUCCAAGCCCAAGGUCGUGCCCGCGGGCGGCGUCGCUGAAAAGGAAAAGGAUGACGAAGAGAAUGAAGAUGCCGAAAAGAACAAGCUGCGGGGCGCUUUGGCCUCUGCCGUCGUCUCGGAGAAGCCCAACGUCAAGUGGGAUGACGUCGCCGGUCUCGAAGCCGCAAAAGAAGCGCUCAAGGAAGCCGUGAUCCUUCCGGCGCGCUUCCCGCAGCUCUUUACCGGAAAGCGCCGGCCAUGGAAGGGGAUUCUUCUCUACGGCCCGCCGGGUACCGGUAAGUCGUACUUGGCCAAAGCCGUGGCGACCGAGGCCGACUCGACCUUCUUCUCCGUCUCGUCGUCCGACCUCGUUUCCAAAUGGCAAGGCGAGAGCGAGCGAUUGGUGAAAAACCUCUUUGAGAUGGCGCGGGAGAAGAAACCUUCGAUCAUUUUCAUCGAUGAGAUCGACUCGCUAUGCUCGAACCGGUCAGAAGGCGAGAGCGACUCGACACGACGCAUCAAGACCGAGUUCCUGGUGCAAAUGCAAGGCGUCGGCCACUCGCACGACGGCAUCCUCGUCCUCGGCGCCACCAACGUCCCGUGGGAGCUCGACCCGGCCAUGCGCCGCCGGUAUGACUCUUGCAUCACUCCCACCAGCCUUCUUAUCCUCGUCUUAGUUUUGAGAAGCGAAUUUACAUUCCGCUCCCCGAAGUCGAAGCGCGCAAGGUCAUGCUCAAGAUCCACCUUGGCGACACGCCCAACACGCUCUCGGACGACGACUUUACCUACCUCGCUUCCCAAGCCGAAGGCACGUCCGGCUCGGAUAUCUCGGUGCUCGUGCGUGAGGCUCUCAUGGAGCCGCUGCGUCUCUGCCAGCAAGCGCAAUUUUUCAUGCGGUGCGACGACAAGUGCCACCCCAACCGCAACGGGGCCUUCUUGACACCGUGUCCUGACGACCCGCCGUGCCCGUACUGCCACAUGAAGCUCUCUUCGUGUGGGAGCGCGUGCCAGGGCUGCAAGACGCCGUGCGGGCGCUGCGGCGCUUACCGCAUGCGCCUCUACGAUUUGCCGGAGCGCGGCUUCCGCGACGACCAGCUCAAGCCGCCCAUGGUGUCCAUGCGCGAUUUCAAAAAGGUGUUGGAGCACUCGAUCUCGAGCGUUGCGCCCGAAGAACUCAACCAGUUUGUCAAGUGGACGACCGAGUUUGGCCAAGAAGGCUAGCUGCUGCUGCUUGUCGUUGCUGUGUCAGCUGGCCUUUUUCACGUACCUAACCUUUUCCACUAACCUAACCUACCCCUUGCCGCAAAA
Molecule: messenger RNA, 1540 nt
Organism: Saprolegnia diclina VS20
Lineage: Eukaryota; Oomycota; Saprolegniomycetes; Saprolegniales; Saprolegniaceae
Exons: 11
Coding region: 27-1172 (381 amino acids)
Biological process (GO): endosomal transport; vacuole organization
Molecular function (GO): ATP binding; ATP hydrolysis activity
Source: RefSeq, a predicted model, not a curated record